Molecule: messenger RNA, 390 nt
Organism: Diaporthe amygdali
Lineage: Eukaryota; Fungi; Ascomycota; Sordariomycetes; Diaporthales; Diaporthaceae
Product: lea domain-containing protein
Exons: 2
Coding region: 1-390 (129 amino acids)
Source: RefSeq, a predicted model, not a curated record
AUGUCGUUCCUCACCGAGAUGACUUUCCGCCGCAUGGCCACCAUCUCCCGCACUGCCGCACGCUCCUCCAACUUCACAUCGACCGUGCCACGAGCAGCUUUCUCUACAACGGUCCAACUACAAAAGAACCCCGUUGAUGCUACCAAGGAUGGCCUGAAGAAGGUAGACCGCGUUGUUUCCGAUAAGCUCGUCGACGGCAUUGACAUUGGUGUCGCUGCCAAGGACAAGGUGAAGGAGGCCAGCGAGAACAUCACCGGAGGUGAUGUCAAGGGAAAGGCCGCCGAGCUGCGCGGUGAGGCCGCAGGCAAGGCAGAGGAGCUGAAGGGCGAUGUCAAAGGAAAGGCUGCUGAAGUAAAGGGCGAGGCCAAGAAGAAGGCGAACGAGCUAUAG